Messenger RNA from Emiliania huxleyi CCMP1516, 827 nucleotides. RefSeq lists its product as hypothetical. The transcript has 6 exons. The annotation marks the transcript as partial. NCBI's taxonomy places the organism in Eukaryota, Haptophyta, Isochrysidales, Noelaerhabdaceae. The record is from RefSeq and is a predicted model, not a curated record.
CUCGGCCUCGCCAGCACGACAAGAUGCGGCCACUCCUCGCCCUACUCUGCGCCCAAGCUUCGGCCGCUGCGCUGCACCCCUCGCCACGCCCACACGCCGCUCGGUGCUGCCACCGCGCUCGUGUCGCCGCCACCGCCGCAGCCGCUCCCGAGACUUGUGAGGUGCUCGAGGCAAACCUGCUUCGGCUUUGCGCCUUGACGGAUCGCGGCCAGCGCGCGUCGCCGGAGCAGGAGUCAGAGCUUCGCGCGGCGAUCGCGGCGCUCGAGGCGGUCGCGCCGCCGGCCGACGCCCUCGACAUCAACGGAGAGUGGAGGCUGCUGGCAGCGUGCGGCGAAACUGCCUACCGCUCCUCGCCCUUCUUCUGGGCCUUUCGCCAGGCGACCGCCCGCUGGACGAGUCCGGUCGGGCUGAAGGGCGCGGCUGCUGGCGGGCCGCUCGCCUCCGCGGUGCUCGCCGUGACGGACAACAUUCCGUUCUACGACAUCGGGUCGGUGGUGCAGCGGAUCGGCGGCGUCUGCUCCGAGGAGCGGGGCUGCCCCGUGCCCGAGAAGGACGCAGACGGCUCAAGCGACGGCGCGAGCAGCGAGGCGGAGCCCUCGGACGGGACCUCGGCGCCGAUCCCCGACGGCGCGGGCACGCUCGAGUCGCAGGUCGAGCUCAUCGUCGGCCGCAACUUUGGCUUGCCGGAGGCGAAGUCGCUGAUGACGACCACCGCGAGCGUGCGGCCGCUCCCUCCCUCGGGCAGCAUUCUAGAGGUGGAGCUGCGGGUCGAGCGCACGUCGGCCGAGCAGAGCAGCAUCGAGGCGCUCCUGCCCGGCUUUGGCGAC